This is a messenger RNA of Nymphaea colorata (pocket water lily), 3048 nucleotides long. RefSeq names its product pentatricopeptide repeat-containing protein At1g74850, chloroplastic. Gene Ontology annotation, molecular function: protein binding. Lineage: Eukaryota; Viridiplantae; Streptophyta; Magnoliopsida; Nymphaeales; Nymphaeaceae. The record is from RefSeq and is a predicted model, not a curated record. Bases 222 to 2870 code for a protein of 882 amino acids. The transcript has 5 exons.
CGUUCACUUCUCAUCCACCGCGCGCCUGACACAGCGGAGCGAGUUCUUCUUCAAACGUCCAAAUCUAUCUCCUAGCAGAGGCACCAAUCUGAAACAACAGUCUUUCUUCGCAUUCUCUUCAGUUUGGUUCAUCUGAAUCCAUUGUUCUUCUCGUUUCCAUCGGCAAAUGAACUCGAAGAAGUUAAUUUCUCUUCUCUCGUCAACGCAAGGUUGAGAUAGAAAUGGCUCUCACCUCCAUCUACAGCUUCAUUCCUCAAGGUACACUCAUAAAACCCUCCUUAUCCCCCAAUUCCUCACUUGGGUCUUCCUUUUUCCCAGCUUUUAGCAGAAACAAGAAAUACCCAUCUGAAAACUCUCCCUCUGAAUGGGGUUUCUCAACCUCCAGAAGCCACGGUAGAAGUGGGUUAUUUUCUCCUUUCAUGGCCAGAGCAAGACCCAAGGAAGUGAUAUUGGGCAAUCCUUCCGUUACUGUUGAAAAAGGAAAAUAUAGUUAUGAUGUGGAGACUUUGAUAAAUAAACUCAGCAGCCUGCCCCCUCGUGGUAGUAUUGCUAGAUGCCUUGAUAUUUUCAAAAACAAGCUCUCGUUGAACGAUUUUGCAUUGGUUUUUAAGGAGUUCGCACAAAGGGGUGACUGGCAAAGGUCCCUUAGAUUGUUCAAGUACAUGCAGAGGCAAAUUUGGUGCAAGCCGAAUGAGCACAUCUAUACCAUAAUGAUAGGAAUUCUGGGGAGGGAAGGGUUGCUAGAGAAGUGCUCUGAAGUUUUCGAAGAAAUGCCCAACCAUGGUGUUAGUUGGAGUGUUUUCUCUUUCACUGCGCUGAUUAAUGCUUACGGUCGCAACGGGCAGUACGAGACUUCGCUGCAGCUGCUGGCUCGAAUGAAGAGGGAAAAAAUUGCCCCUAGUUUGUUGACGUAUAACACAGUGAUCAAUUCGUGCGCGAGGGGAGGCCUGGAUUGGGAAGGAUUGUUGGGAUUGUUUGCACAGAUGAGGCAUGAGGGAAUCCAGCCUGAUCUUGUUACUUAUAAUACCCUGUUAAAUGCUUGUGGUAGAAGAGGUCUUGGAGAUGAGGCUGAGAUGGUUUUCAGGACUAUGAAUGAGGCCGGAAUCGUGCCGGAUGUAACUACGCAUACUUACCUUGUUGAGGCUUUUGGAAAAUUGAACAAACUGGAGAAGGUUUCCGAGCUUCUCAGGGAAAUGGAGUUGGCAGGAAAUCUGCCUGAUGUUUCUUCUUACAACGUAUUGUUAGAAGCACAUUCCCAAUCGGGUUCUAUCAAUGAGGCCAUGGGUGUCUUCAGACAGAUGCAGAAGGUGGGCUGUGCUCCUAAUGCAUCGACGUAUAGCAUUUUGUUGAACUUGUAUGGGAGGUAUGGCCGGUAUGAUGAAGUUCGGGACCUGUUUCUUGAAAUGAAGGUUAGCAGCACUGAGCCAGAUGCUGCAACUUAUAACAUUCUGAUAGAUGUUUUUGGCGAAGGCGGUUACUUUAAUGAGGUUGUUACAUUGUUCCACGACAUGGUGGAGGAGAAGGUAGACCCAAAUAUGGAGACAUAUGAAGGGCUAAUUUUUGCUUGUGGAAAGGGUGGUCUUUAUGAAGACGCAAGGAAAAUCCUUUUGCAUAUGCAAAGCAAUGGUAUAGUACCUAGUGCGGGGGUUUAUAAUGGAGUAAUAGAGGCAUAUGGGCAGGCAGCACUCUAUGAGGAAGCACUUGUUGCAUUCAACACAAUGCAAGAGGUUGGGAGUUUGCCAACCAUCGAGACCUACAACUCCCUUAUAGCAAUGUUUGGUAGGGGAGGGCUUUACAGAGAAGCUCAAGCUAUUGUUUCACAUAUGAACGAGUCAGAAAUUCAGAGAAAUGAAGACUCCUUCAAUGGUCUUAUAGAGAGUUUUACACAGAAUGGGAAAUAUGAAAAUGCUCUCACCACAUAUAUGGAGAUGCAGAGGGCUAGAUGCACUCCAAAUGAGCGAUCUCUGGAGGCUAUUUUGAAUGUAUACUGCUCAGCAGGUUUAGUGGAGGAAAGCAAAGAACAGUUCCUGGCGAUAAAAGAGUCUGGAGUUAUGCCUAGUGUCAUCUCCUAUUGUCAAUUGGUAUCAGUCUAUGCAAAAAAUGAAAGAUGGACCGAAGCUUAUGAAGUACUAGAUGAAAUGCGAACGUCGAGAGUGUCCAAUGCUCAUCAAGUAAUUGGGACAAUGAUCAAGGGGGAAUAUGACGAUGAAUCUAAUUGGCAGAUGGUGGAGUAUGUCUUUGCCAAAGUUAAAUGUGAAGGCUGUGCUUACGGAUUGAGAUUUUAUAAUGCCCUUUUGGAUGCAUUGUGGUGGUUGGGUCAGAAAGCAAGGGCUGCAAGGGUUCUUCAGGAGGCAAUUAAGCAUGGGCUAUACCCGGAGCUAUUCCGUUGUACCAAGCUCCUUUGGUCGGUGGACGUCCACAGGAUGUCUAUUGGUGGUUCGCUUACUGCAGUAUCAGUGUGGUCGAAUGACAUAUGCAACAUGAUGGUAAACGCAGAGGAGCUUCCUGAACUGGCGACUGUUGUGGUUGUAAGAGGUGACAUGGAGAAAACAGCCGACUCAAGAGUAUUCCCUGUAGCCAAUGCUGUGUAUACCUACCUCAGAAAUCAAACUUCAUCGUGCUUCAGUUUUGCCCCAUGGAGCAACGGCCGCAUAGUCAGUCAGCAGUCUCAGUUUAAAAAGUUACUCUCAUUAUCCAAAAGACCAGAGGACCGAAGUACGAAAAAGGUCCUUAUUCCACUGAUUGACAUUGAUUUCCCUCGUCCGGGCACAAAAGCAAUUGUUAGAGAUUCAAAGAAUGAUUUGAAGUACCGGCAGAAACGUGAUGCGGAUGAUAGAACUGAAACAGAGCUACUGGCUGCAGCCGCUUGAAUGCUCAUAUUAGAGCACCACUGGUUGCCACUGUCAGUGAUUUUUUGUCGCACCGAUUUAGCAUCCUUGUCAUGCAAUAUUUGUAGAAGUGGGAGAGAAAAUUGAUGUAGGUCUUGAAGGUUGAAGAGCGCCUUCUGUGAUUUGUUGGUGCAACAGAUCGGUGGUCUUCUGAUAGCAA